AUGGCUCGUUGGCAGCUCGUGCUGCUGUUUGGCCUUGUCCUUUCAGCCUCUCUGCACCGCGUGGCUUCAGAGGAGGCCGCUGAUGCCGACGUCGACGUCGAGGACGCUCCGGCCUCCGGGGAGGCCGAGGACGAGGACUAUGCGGACACGGAGCGGGCCCACUUGAUCGUGCGCAAGUGGUUCAAGGAGGACCAGGCCGUGCAGGGCCGCAACUUGACCGUUAACCUGGAGGUCUACAACGCCGGAAACGCGGCUGCCUCUGACGUGAAGCUUACCGACUCCAAGGCCCCCGAGGGCUUCACGAUCGCCGAUGGCCUCACUGACGCGUCCUUUGCCAAGAUCGAUGUCGGCAGCAAGGUGCAGCAUUCGUACGUCCUCAGCGUCGCGACCGCCACGGACAUGCAGGCGUUCGAGCCGGCCAGGGUGUCCUACGCCGCUGACGCUGACGGCGAGCAGCAGUUGACCGUGUCCACCGUGGCGUACGUUGAGGUGCUCACACCCACGCAGCAGCUGCAGAACCACCUCCUCACUGGGGGCAAGUACGUGUCCCUUGGCAUGCUGCGCACCGGCCGCGACUGGAUCACCGCCUCUGCCCUCCUGGCCGUGCUCGCCGCGCUGCUGGGCGGCAACAGCGCCUACAAGAGCGUCACCACCGCGCGCACCAACGUGCGGCGGAAGAAGGCGCUCGCCUCCCUGGAGAAGGACGAGUGA
Molecule: messenger RNA, 711 nt
Organism: Monoraphidium neglectum
Lineage: Eukaryota; Viridiplantae; Chlorophyta; Chlorophyceae; Sphaeropleales; Selenastraceae
Product: translocon-associated protein subunit beta
Exons: 4
Coding region: 1-711 (236 amino acids)
Cellular component (GO): endoplasmic reticulum
Source: RefSeq, a predicted model, not a curated record